Messenger RNA from Hippocampus zosterae (dwarf seahorse), 2870 nucleotides. RefSeq names its product WAS/WASL-interacting protein family member 1-like. The record is from RefSeq and is a predicted model, not a curated record. Lineage: Eukaryota; Metazoa; Chordata; Actinopteri; Syngnathiformes; Syngnathidae. Gene Ontology annotation, molecular function: actin binding.
AUUCAACACACGCACAUGCCCCCUUCAAACAUAAAUCCCACUUUGACGUUGCGUGACGCCUCCCUGGCUCGUGCGUCGCAGCUGGCAGUGAUUCGGACUGCGGGGCUUGUUUACUGCAAAGAAGGAGAAGAAGGAGACGACUUGCUUCGAAAGCGCAGCGAGGCGUGUUUCUUGGCUGCAGGCCCAGCAGGGUGCAGCGUCCAGUGUCCAGUGUGCAGACCGCCUAAACGUGGAGAGAUGCCUGCCCCGCCACCCCCGCCGCCCCCGGGAGCCCCUCCUCCUCCCAGCCUGGCACAUGCCAACACAGAGAGGCCGAGUCGCGGAGAGCAGAAGGGACGCAAUGCCCUGUUGUCCGACAUUUGUAAAGGAACCAGACUCAAAAAGACGGUCACCAAUGAUCGGAGUGGCCCCCAGCUGGACAAACCGAAAGGAGGAGGAGGUGGCGGUUCGGGAGGAGGUUCAGGUGGAGGUGGAGGUGGAAGUUCAGGUGGGGGAUUUGGUGGUGGUGGUACUCCUGCUGGUUUAGGGGGCCUAUUUGCGGGCGGGAUGCCAAAACUGCGCUCUGCAGCUAACCGAGAUUCCAACGACUCUGGACCCAACAGAGGACCCGCACUCCCCCCGAGUCGCUUCGGUGGGAGCCCCAGCCCCUUCGGUGGGGGCCAUGUCACUGGUCCUCCCAAGCUCCCGGGUGGGCCAUCUGUAGUUCGCGGUGGGGUUCCCGAUCUUCCCAAGAACCGCACAAAUCUCUCCUCAAGGCAAGACACUCCAGGGGGUGUCCCCCCUCCCAUCCCCAACACGCCUCGACCCAAUCAGAACUUCAAUCCCCGCGGGGGACCACACCCUCCGUCCCUUCCUGCGGGACCCAGAUCGAGCCCUUCAUCAGGACCACCGCCCCCGAGUCUUCUCCCAGGACGGCACGGACCCCUGCCUCCUCCCCCGGGUGGUUCCUCGAGGCCGAGCGCCUCUUCGCCGCCGCCGCCACCGCCUCCGAAUAACAGCAGGCCACCCUUACCUCCAACUCCCGGGGGUCGACCGCCACUUCCCGACGACCGGCCCCCGCCUCCGCCGGCCCCGAUUGGGGGGCACCGGCCGUCCAUGCCCCGUGACAUGCCUCCUCCACCGCCUCCUGCCGUCAAUUCCAAACCACCAUCUUCUAUCUCCUCUCGCUCCGGAGGGGGGGCGCCGCCUCUCCCUCCAGGGCGACCGGGCCCACCUCCCUUGCCCCCGACACCCGCUGUCGGGGAGGAUCAUUGCACGCCUCGUCUACCCCAAAGAAACACUUCGCUCAGCACCUGUGGCUCUUCACCCCAUCUGCGGACUGGACCCCUCCCUCCCCCACCCAAUGAGAGGCCACCUUCAUUUGGACGAAACCAAUCAUCAGGGCGCACAGGCCCACUUCCCCCACCUCCCCCCUCGGGUCGUAGCGUGAGCGGCGUCAGCAUGAGGUCAUCACCGGCACAUUCUCCAAUCGGGCGGCUGGGGUCGGAUAACUCGCGGGGCGGGCCCGGAGGUAGGCCGCCUCUCCCUCCGGAUAGACCGGGAACAGGUGGAGGCGGUGCCCCCCCACCACCGCCACCACCCAUGGGCAACGGCUUCCAGAACUCGCACCACAACCAGAUGCAUGAUGAUUGGGAGGGUCGGUUCACUUUCCACCCUGUCUCAGACCUGCCUCCACCCGAGCCCUACCAGCACUUUCACAAGACGUACCCCAGCAAGAUCAGCAAGAACGAAGGCAGAGGUAAAAAGGAAAGAGGGGCUCCUCCUCUUCCUCCAAUACCAAGGUGAAGAAGACUUGCCCAAGCGGACCCGAGGAACAGUGUUAAAAACAAUCAUAAAUGUUAAAUGUUUCAUUGGAGAAGUUUUAGCCACCACUCAUAACGUGUUCCACUCCCACAAGAUUCUCACAUUUAAUUAUCCCUCACAAACUUCACCGUUGCAUGAGUUUUGUAUCCUGAGGCCAUUAGUGAGCACAAAGUGAAUGUCACAUCAAUCAGCUUCCUCAGGGGAUUUUUUUUUUUUAUAAAGGUACGAAUAUUGAAAGUUUUGUGCCUUCAAGAGAAAUCCAGGGGUUCAUUCCUAUUAGUGCCUUAGAUAAAAUAAUGUUUGCUUGAGUGCCCACCUCUAAAAAGUGGGAAUGAGUCUGAACGGCCCUGCAACCGCUGCUGCAUCGGGACAAAUGCAAUGUCCAAUUUCACCAACAGCCAUGUGUGCCUUUCCAGUAUGUUUACUUAUUUGUAUGUCUUUGCGUUUCUGAAUGGUACUUUUUUUUUAAAUUUACCCUCCAUUUUCACUGCAGCACACACUCUUUAAUUCCCAUCCACGACUUGGAUGAUAUUGCGCUCGGCUGCAACAACAGCACUGAUUUUUCUUUGUUUGAAGGCGCCAUGUUCGAAAAUGAAGGCCCUGUUUCUGUUUGUAUGGUUAAUGAGAGUCGUAAAGUUGUUUUUACCGAAACUGUUCAGUAUUAUUAAGUGUUGUUUUAUUUCUUUACAACACUGGUGUCCAACUAUGGUCCUUGAGGGCCACCACCCUGCAUGUUUUAUGUUUCCCUCCACCAAGACAUCUGAUUGAAAUGACCAGGAUCGGGCUUCUACGGACUUUGCUGAAGAACUGAUCAUUUGAAUCGAGUGUGUCCGGGGAGGGAAACAUCUAAAAGAUGUUGAAGGGCAGUGCCCCUUGAGGACCGGAUUUGGAGACCCCUGCUUUACCACAUCCAGUAAUAAUACGGUGGGGGAUUAAAGACAGUCAAAAGUUGACAUCAGUAAAUAAAAGGAGCCGAUAUGUUUGUGCUUACUUUGGUUAAUGCUUGAUUUGUAUUGCAACCAAUCUAUCAAUCAAUUUUACAGUUAAACAUGAAAAUCAUGCUGAAA